Molecule: messenger RNA, 741 nt
Organism: Didymodactylos carnosus
Lineage: Eukaryota; Metazoa; Rotifera; Eurotatoria; Philodinida; Philodinidae
Source: the annotation of a GenBank genome assembly
AUGACAAAGCGAAUCGUCAAACGGAAACAGGAGUAUGAAGAUGACACAAAAAAUAGUCGAAAAUUGCCACCAACUGGAAUUCUGGCGCUUCGUCGUUCAACAAAUUCUCAGGAACAACAAAUACCGAUGAAAGUCUCAUUCUCCCUAUCAAGUGUAAACUCAACUGUUCUAAAUAAUUUCUCAUCGAAUCUGUUAUCAAUACCAGAUGAGAGCAUGUUAUCAAGAUUUGUAGCUGCGAGACUCGAUUUACCGGUAUCUCAACGACUGCUACACAAAUUUAGAUUAUCUAUAAUUAAACGGUGUUACGAAGAUCAACUGAGAUUAAUGCUUGAUGAUUUUGUGAGCGACAGCGAUCUGUAUAUGGCAUGUUUGAUUCUCCAAAAACAAAUUGAAGUUAUCGACGGCAAAAAAGAAAAUAUUAUCAUUCCAUCAAAGCACUUACAAGAAGUAACGGCGAAAACUAGACGCGAAGCGAUAAUAGAUCAAACACAUUUAACGAUGGAACAAGAUGAGAGUGAAGAAAUGAUCACUUCAACAGUGGUUGAUAUUGUUGCCAAAAAUAAAGAGAAUAAACCAAUACCGAAGCUGUCCGAUGCUUGUGUGUCGUGUUUAAAGGAGGAAAAACGUCUUGCUUGCAUUCCCUGUGGUCAUUUGGUAACGUGUGUGGCGUGCGGUCAGUUACUACGCAUAUGUCCAAUAUGUCGACGAGAAAUAGAAGCUUUUGUUCGCGUCUAUAUGUAA